ACCAUUGGCUCCUGACCAGGAACGACCUCCCCCUUUCUGCUUUGGGUUAGGUUGUGUGCAGAUUGUUUUGAAAUGAGUUUAUUGCUUUUCCUGCUAGCCCCUAAUCCAACGGUUUUGCCAGCGACACACCGCAAAGAUGCCAAGGCAACAGGCUGGCCAGGGCACUGAUUUCAUGUCCAGUUGGUAGAUGUGUCCACUGGUGCCUGGCAACUGUUAGGACAUGAUGCCAGAGAUGACAGAAACACAGACCCCUGGUCGUAAGCCCAAAAAGAAGAAAAACAAAGAAUCUCACAAUGCAGUUGAGAGACAUAGAAAAGAAAAGAUAAAUGCUGGAAUUAACCGCAUUGGUAACCUUUUGCCAUGUUCCCAGGCACUCAAACAGAGUAAGAAUAUGAUACUGGACCAAGCCGUUCGCUACAUUACUGACCUGAAGAAACAGAAUGAUGCAAUGCUUCUUGAAGGAGGUGAUAAAGUGCAAGCGGAGGAGAUCCGCAGACUGCGCCGACAGAUGGAGGAGAUGAGGAAGGAGAGCGUCCACUACAUCGACCUCCUCAAGGCCCACGACAUCAACUUCCUGGAGGACCCCACUGUCCACUGGAAGGGCAAGCAGCGUUGUGCCAAAGUUGCCAAGGUGACGCCCACUCACCAACUACCAAAGGGAAUCAUCGUCUACUCCAACGGGAACGUGAUUUGUCCAGCGGGGAAGGAGCCUGUCCUCGAAAAACAAACCCCAGAGACGGUCCUGGUGCAGCCAGGGCCUGACUCCAACACCGGGGUCAGGGUCAACGGGGUCCUCCACGUCAACGUGCCCUCUGCCCCCUCGCUGCUUCCUGCGGCAAACGUUGCUCCUCUGGAGAAAACCGCAGCUCUGAGGCUGGUGGAAAGGACCCACCCUCUGCCGACCUCCGUGUCCUACAUCACACUCCAGAUCCCCGCUGGCAGCACCUCCUUGCCUCAGCAUUCCCAGUCUGCCGUUCCAUCCCAUAACAUUACCAUAGCUGCCACUCCAGUGACCCAGCUAUCUACUCAGCCUGUCGUGAGCCUGGCCACCGUGGCCCAGGCUGGAACGCACUCCUCCACUGCAGUGGUGGCAGACAUUGUGGGCUCUUUAGUCUCCGGAGACACCGCCAUGAGGACUGUCAGCUACACGUCCAUCCCCAGCAACACAGCUGUCCUCGGGGCUGGGGCAGCCGGCAGCACACAGACCACAUGGACAACGCUCCAUUUGGCAGGGAACACUGUGCAGCCUGUCUGUCAGAGCAUGCCUACGUUGGAGGGUGCUACCACCAAUCAGAGGCUUCAGCAGCUGACCGUGUGUCCAAUGGGUAACAAAUCCACUACCCAGCCCAUUAAAUUCCAAAUACGACCUCAGGUACCCUUACAGCAGGCGAGCAUUGCAACACACAUCCAAGCACAGCCUGUUCAUAGACUUCCACAGCUGCAUUCAGCCCUCCUCACACAGACCAAUACCCAGCCCCAAUGUGCUGUUCCUCCCCGGCCGGCCGUGGUGGCCCAUCCUGCUGUCAUGUCACAACCCCAGCCAUCUGUGCUGCAACCAGCGUCUGUGGUUCCCCAUCGCCAGACCGCCCUGAUCCCUCAACCCAAGCCCCAGCCCCUCCCUCAGCCGGCCCUUGUACCCCAGCCUCAGGCAACAGUACUUCCCCUUCUCCAGACCAUGCAGGUGCUGCAGGUCAACCCAUCAGGGGCCGGCGUGUCUGGGGUGUCCGCUCCGCAGAACACCAAUAACCAGAGUGUGGUCAUCCUACAGCAGGGAAAUGCCUGUUCGUCUCAAGCCACAGUUAGAGAGGAACUGCCCAAUCAGAUGUCAUGCCAGCAUAUCGUCAUCAUCCAAACCCCCAAUCAGACGGCCCCUGCCCAACAGAAUCCUCAGGUUGGCAUCGUUCCUGCUGCUCUUCCCACUGCAGUGUCUGCUCUCCCUACUCAAAUCACAACAACUAACUGCACAACAACUACAGCUAACUUACACACGGUUGGAGGGAAACAGCUGGUGCACAUUUUACCACGCCCUGUUCCACCCAAAAUGAAGUCCUCCCAGCAGGUGAUCCAGGCUUCACCUGCCAGGACUGCUCAGUCUGCCGCCCCACAGACCAUCACUGUGAAUGGCCAGGUGUUUGCUUUGCAGCCCAUGAAUACAGCAGAUAAAGCAGGCAUGCAGGGCAGCAAAAGCACCCUGCAGCUGGUCCAGCCCACCACCGCAGAAGAACCUACCACCAAUGUGGCCCUCAAUAGUCUAGGGGCGUUGAGCAGCCUCAACAAGAGCAUCUCCCAAGGCCUGCCUCUGACGAUCACCAGUCUGACGAAUCUUCAGAAACCUGCGGCUCCUCCUUCGGUUGUCCAACAGCAGCAGCAACAGCCCACCUCUUCUGUCGCCCCUGCCGUCCAAGAAGUAGCACCCACUGCCCCCUCCAGUCACUUACAGGCUUCGGCUACUCCUCCCCUCCUGCCUGUUCCCCUGGCUGAUGCCACUAAGGCCCGACGGCAGAAAAAAAGCAAAGUUGUUGCCAAAAAGGGAGCAAACAAAAGAAACAAGCCCCCCAAGAGGAGAGAGAGUAUACAGGCCCAGGUUACUAUCGCUGGUGCAGCUAGGCCAGUGGUUGCUGUAGUAGAAUACCCAACUGCUGGGAGUGUAAAAGAUAGUGUCCCUGCAGUCACCACAGUUGUUACACCCGCCACUUGUAGUAAAGUCACUGCUGAUGGUAAAACGCCAGAAAAUAUCUCCAAGAGCCGAUCUAAAACAAUCACUGUAUCAAACUCCUCCAGUCAAGCUGCAGUAUGCAGUAAGCCCCUGCAACAAGAAGGCCCAACAUCUGUAAGUAGCCCACUGAGCGUAUCUCAAAGCACAUCUGCAACUAGUAUUAAUGUUACACAAAAUGAAGACAUUGUGAGUCUACCAAGUGGUGCAUUAUCAUCCACUCCUGCGGUCACACUCAAAACAGCGGUGGCAGCAGCCAUGGCCAUUAAGAGCAAACCAGUGUCAGUGGUCGGCAAUAGCACCACUGCCUCUAAAGUCCCAGGGCCCCGGACCAAUUCACAGGCCACCACUACUGAACCUUCCGGGAAGCUAUCGAGGCCGCUCAGCUCCACUGGAAGCUCUAGCAGUUCCAUUAGAUGUGCUGUCUCUGGCGUUUGUGCCACAGACGGUCGUAGCACCUCCUCCAGUGUCACUACGGUGUCUACCGUCUCAUCUCCGGUCUGCACCCCUCUUGUCUCGGACAGCAUGGCACCAGUUAGGAUUCAGGGCACCCAGACCACACUCUCCCAGGCAUGCUCCAAGCCAGAAGCAGAAAUUUCCCCGUCCGCCUCUGUGAGCUCCACCGCACCACCCUCCUCAAUGGUUCUGACGUUCUCCGUGGCCCCGGGCACAACUCCUACAAGCACUGAGAUGAGGAAAGCAGGCGCCGUCGGUAGAUCUCUGAUCCAGCAGCCGGACCUGCUCACGUCCACGCCCUCCCCGUCCUGCAUGGCCGACGUCAAACAGACCCGGGGUCUCGUCCGAGAGAGGGAGACCCAGAAGCAGAGACACGUCUCUGCAGCGUUGGAGAAACAGUGCAUGGCCGAGUCCACCAACCUCGAUGUGCCCUCUCGGAAGGACUAUCUGCUGUCCCCGCCGGUGUACACCAUCCUUGAUCAUCACGAGACCAUGGAGCAUCAUAUGACAGCCAGCCGGCAGACGGACUCCCCGAUGUCUACUGGUGGUGGGAGUGGGAGGGGCUUCUCUGUAGCUUCCAUGCUGCCUCAGGGGCAUGGCAUCAACGCCUCAUCUGGUUCCUUCGGCACGUUUACGUUUACGUCGGAACAGGCCGACAUCGUAGCCUUGGCUAUGCUGGAGCAGGAAAUCCCUGGGAGGAGAGCUGCUGGGUGCACCGCAGACCACAGCACUCCAGCAAUCUCCGCCACCACGGCAUGGGAGCCCCCCAAGACUUCACCGUCGUCUGCCACCCAAGAGAGGGGCUUGUCUGCACCGCAGGGGAAGGCGACCAAGCCCAUGGAGGCUGCGGUGACAAAGCCCCCCAGCCAGGGGUCUGUCAGAGCUCAGAGUGGGGAGGGGUCCAUUAUUGGGCUGACGGGAUCCAGACAUCCAACGGGUAUUUCUUACUCCCAGGUGCAGUCCCAUCCACUGGUUCCAUCACAAUGCGGGACCAGUUUGAGUGUCAACAAUCUGAUCAGGCCUAACUCGAGCCAGCAGCCUUACCCUGGCUCGCCCAGUCUGUCGGGCCAGCAGGGCUCCAUCCCCUCCCCUGUGGGAUCUUCCCCACACUUGUCUCAGUCGUCCAACAGUUCCCUGCCCCCCUGCUCUGUCUCUGUCCAGCUCAACGACUACACCCCUCUGAAGGGUGCCCUCAUGAGGAAUCAGGCUGGUAUGGGGGAGCGCCACGUCAAACAUGUCUCCAAACGACAGGCCCAGGAAGAGGUCAUGCUGACGUCUGGGAAGCGGCCCAAGCUAUGCCCCCAGUCGACCCCCAUCCAUAGCCGCAUGGAGGUAAAAGCCCCUGACCACACCCAGAUGAUGGUGGGGCAGAUUCCCCCCGGCCCCUCAGCCAUCAUGAGCAGGAUCAACCCUGAUGGCGCUGGCUCCCUUUUCACCUCAAACUCUUUCAUGAACACCGUUCUGCGUCCCAUUGAGUGUCCACCCCAAGGACUGCCUGAUCCAAACCAGUCUGUCCUGCCUCAUGUUGCACAAGGACACCCCCAGCACACCUCAUCCCAGUCGGGUCAACACCUCAGUGGAAACCCUUACAUGAAGCAGCAACAGCAACAACAGCAACAACAACAACAGCAGCAACAACAACAGCAGCAGCAACAACAGCAGCAGCAACAGGAACAGCAAAGGCACCAGCUGUACCAGCUCCAACACCACCUGACCCAGCCUGACCCGGCGCAGCUCCACUCGCUCCACCAGAGGUUGCUGCAGCAGCAGGAGCAACAGCAUGUCCAGAAGAAGAGGGGGCUGGUGAGAGGCAAUCAGAGCAGCUCACCUGCUGGCCUGCAUCAGAAACCGCAUCACAUGGAGAAGCCAGGGGUCCAACAGCAGCAGCAGCAGCUGCAGCAGCACCCACAGCAACAACAGCAUCAACAACACGCCCAGCAGCAGGCCCACCAACACCAACAGCAGAGCCAUCAGCAGUCCCACCCGCAGCCUCACCAACAACUACCACAGCAUCCGCAGCAAACACACCAACAACAACAUCAACAACAGCAGCAGCUCCAGCAGCAGCAGAGCUCUCAUUCAAGACAUCAACAGCACCUCCAGCAGCAGAUCCAGCAGCAGCAGCACUUUGGAGUGCGACCCCCAGAGAAGAGCUGCGAGAGCCAGGCAGGAGGACCCAGGAGCCACCAUGCUGGGCAUCUGGCACAGCAGGAGCACCUCAAGGCUGGCCAGGACCACAACAGCAUGCAGAGGCUGCUGAGCUCCAGGAGCCUGGAGCAGCAGCUCAUCACGCAGCCCAGCAACCCUGCCUCCCGGGCCCCCGACAUGGCCUGCACCCCCUCCCGCCAGGAGCGCCACCGUGUCUCCAACUACUCUGCGGAGGCCCUCAUCGGCAAGAGCUCGUCAAACGCUGACCACCACCAACAGCAGCAGCAACAGCAGCAGCAGCAGCAGCAGCAACAACAGCAGCAGCAACAACAGCAGCAACAACAACAGCAACAACAGCAGCAGCAACAGCAACAACAGCAGCAACAACAACAGCAACAACAGCAGCAACAGCGAAUGGGGCUUCAUCAUCAGACUGGUCGUGGAUCUGCUCCGGAGCAGUCUGACCUGCGGGGUUACCUGGACACGUCGCGUGGGAAGGCCAGCAUAGGGCACAGCCAGAACCGCCACGAACACCCAGGCUCCUCAGACGUACAGCGAGUCUCAGAAUGCCCUCCUUUCAAGGCCAUGGUCAGCGGAGGAGGAGGACAUCAACUGGGUGGUUUUGAGGUACAGGGGUCCCGCGGAGGGGACAUGACCCCAAAACCUGUUCCCCCCACCCAGAGGGUUCCUCAGGGGCAGCAGCAGCAGCAGCAGGGGGGCUUCAGGAUGGGAGGGGGUCUUCCAGGGGACGGCAGGUCUCGUGGGGGCUACAGCGGAGCCCACCCUGGGUCUCAGGGUGGGGGGAGCGUGCUGUCGCGGGAGCAGGACAGCUGUCACCAGAGCUUCAUGCAGAACCUGCUGUCGCCGCACUUACCCGAGCAGACGGCCCACCAGCGUCCGGUGCAGUGCUGCCCCCCGGUCAGCAUCAUGGAGUACGGCUGUGUGACCGCCAGCUCCGCGGCCGACAUGCAGGCCAAGGCCUCAAGUCCCAGCGGAGCCCAGAGCCAGAAGACCCAGAGCAUGAGGCUCGGGGACGGCAGCAAGGGCCACCUCCCGCAUGGGAGUGGGAACAUGCACGGAGGAGGGAGCCCCGUGGUGAGAGCUGCCGUUCUCCCCCACCCCACCAUUCCGCACAGCGGCCCCGAGCCUGGCGGCCGCCCCCCUGCCACCCGCGCUCCCUCCACCGCCGCCGGCCAGCGCUCCCGCCACCCGGGCCAGGACAACCUGCCCGCCAAGCUGAGGCCUGGGGAGCGACCGCGCUCCGGCCCCCUGAGACCCACCAACCCCUUCGAGCCGGAGGGGCACCUGCCGCUGGCCCCUGGGGGCCACCUGCCGCUGGCCCCUGGGGGUGGGGGGUUGCUGAGCAGGCCUCAGUCCGGGGGGGACGCACGGCGCAGCAGCAUCGUCCGCUUCAACGACGGGGACGGCAACCUGCUCCCAGACCAGCACCUCACGCAGAACUUCAGCUUCCCCUUCAUCGGGGAGGGGGGGAUGAACCCCCCGCCGCCUCCUCCGCCCAUCAACACCAACUCCACCUUCAUACCGCCAGUGAGCCAGGCGGGCUCCUCGCGGACCCCCGCCCUCCUGCCCGUGGAGCCGCAGAACACCCUGCCCUCCUUCUAUUCGUCCUACUCCCCGGCGGCCCACCCCAGCCUGCCCAGCGACCUGCCACUGCAGUACUUCUCCAACCAGAUGUUCACCAGCCCCGGGGGGGACAAGGGUGGUGCCGCGCCCCUCAACAACCGCUUCGGCUCCAUCCUGUCCCCGCCCCGCCCGGUGGGCUUCGGUCAGGCCAGCUUCCCCCUGCUCCCGGAGAUGCCCCCCAUGCCCAUCACCAACGCCUCGGGCAUCACGCCGCACCUCUCCAACUUCAGUCUGACCUCGCUGUUCCCGGAGAUCGCCACGGCGAUGCCCAGCGACGGCUCCUCCAUGCCCAUGUCCCCGCUGCUGUCGCUGUCCAACGCCUCGGCCGCCGACUCGGGCAAGCAGACCAACCGGCCCGCCCACAACAUCAGCCACAUCCUGGGCCACGACGGCAGCUCCGCCGUCUGAUUGGCCUGCAGGUCGCCAUGGCGAGAAGGGGUUCCUAGUAGUCAGGGUACCAUUUCAGUUUUCAAGACAGGGCGGGGGGGCGCAAGUGAUUUGGAUAAGAGUUGACAGGAAGUCACAAUUAAAGAUGGGGUUCAUUGAGGUUUAAAGACCCCGUCUCCAUAGACUCCAUAUUUUUGUUUUUGUUUUUUACAUCUUUAGGUGGAGACACAAAUAAGUAACUUAUGUCAUACUUUGGUUCAACUAUCUUGUAGUAAUUAUCCACCUUUAGGUUUAUAAGAAGAUUUCAAACAUCCACUGAGGUUUAUCAGUUUUUUUCAAUAAUACCCAGAAAUGUAAUUUACUAACUUAUAUCAGGGUUUACUGUACAGAAUCCAUUUUCCCAAAAGCUAUUUUGUAAAUACCAAUGUUUCAUACAAGAGUAUGUAUGUAUUUGUAAAUACAAAGUUGAUUAAUAAAGUUUAUAAGCAUCCUUUUCCAUGUAUCAACGA
Gadus morhua (Atlantic cod) is the source of this 7857-nucleotide messenger RNA. It is a transcript of the gene usf3, whose product is annotated as upstream transcription factor family member 3. Bases 221 to 7369 code for a protein of 2382 amino acids. Lineage: Eukaryota; Metazoa; Chordata; Actinopteri; Gadiformes; Gadidae. The transcript has 7 exons. Gene Ontology annotation, molecular function: RNA polymerase II transcription regulatory region sequence-specific DNA binding; protein dimerization activity; DNA-binding transcription activator activity, RNA polymerase II-specific. Gene Ontology annotation, biological process: negative regulation of epithelial to mesenchymal transition; positive regulation of transcription by RNA polymerase II. The record is from RefSeq and is a predicted model, not a curated record.